GUUUGUUUACGCGCGUCGUCGAAUCCUCCUCUUUUCUCCACAUUCGUUCGUCAUCUACAUUCAACUCCAUCUCCUCCGAAACCCCUAAUUUUCAGCCCAUGGAAUCCAUCGGUGUACUGAUGACUUGUCCGAUGAACGCUUACCUUGAGCAGGAGCUCGAUAAGCGCUUCAAUCUUUACAAGUUCUGGCAAUUUCCUCAGAGGACGCAAUUCCUCACGGAGCAUUGCAAUUCGAUUCGUGCUGUUGUUGGAAAUGCAUCAGUUGGUGCUGAUGCCACUUUGAUUGAUGCCUUGCCCAAGUUGGAGAUUGUCUCCAGCUUCAGUGUGGGAUUGGAUAAGAUUGAUCUCAAGAAGUGCAAGGAGAAGGGGAUUCGGGUCACUAAUACUCCUGAUGUUUUAACUGAAGACGUUGCGGAUUUGGCUAUUGGGUUGAUUAUAGCGGUGCUGAGGAGGUUGUGUGAAUGUGAUAGAUAUAUCAGGAGCGGGAAGUGGAAGAUUGGUAACUACAAAUUGACUACCAAGUUCUCUGGAAAAUCAGUUGGCAUUAUUGGUUUGGGAAGGAUUGGCUUAGCAAUUGCCAAGAGAGCUGAAGCAUUCAACUGUCCAAUAUCUUACUACUCAAGAACAAAAAAGGAAGACUCCAAGUACAAGUAUUACUCAAACCUUCUCGAGUUGGCCUCCAACUCUGAUAUUCUGAUCAUUUCUUGCGCGCUAACUAAAGAAACCCGCCUCAUCGUUAAUCGAGAAGUUAUCGAUGCAUUGGGUCCAAAAGGUGUUCUCAUCAACAUUGGGAGGGGUUCUCACGUUGAUGAACCUGAAUUAGUAUCUGCCUUGGUUGAAGGCCGAUUAGGCGGUGCAGGACUUGAUGUGUUUAAAAAUGAGCCUGAAGUCCCCCAAGAGUUGUUUGCACUCGAAAAUGAUGUCCUGGUGCCGCAUAUAGGAAGAGGAACCGUUAAAACUCACAAAGAAAUGGCUGGCCUUGUUCUUGGAAACCUGGAAUCUCACUUCUCCAAUAAACCUCUCUUAACUCCGGUGGUAUAUUAUAAUAUAAAUUCGGUAUUACCAUUUCUUUUCUGUUUGUUUACGCGCGUCGUCGAAUCUUCCUCUUUUCUCCACAUUCGUUCGUCAUCUACAUUCAACUCCAUCUCCUCCGAAACCCUAAAUUUUCAGCCCAUGGAAUCCAUCGGUGUACUGAUGACUUGUCCGAUGAACGCUUACCUUGAGCAGGAGCUCGAUAAGCGCUUCAAUCUUUACAAGUUCUGGCAAUUUCCUCAGAGGACGCAAUUCCUCACCGAGCAUUGCAAUUCGAUUCGUGCUGUUGUUGGGAAUGCAUCAGCUGGUGCUGAUGCCACUUUGAUUGAUGCCUUGCCCAAGUUGGAGAUUGUCUCCAGCUUCAGUGUGGGAUUGGAUAAGAUUGAUCUCAAGAAGUGCAAGGAGAAGGGGAUUCGGGUCACUAAUACUCCUGAUGUUUUAACUGAAGACGUUGCGGAUUUGGCUAUUGGGUUGAUUAUAGCGGUGCUGAGGAGGUUGUGUGAAUGUGAUAGAUAUAUCAGGAGCGGGAAGUGGAAGAUUGGUAACUACAAAUUGACUACCAAGUUCUCUGGAAAAUCAGUUGGCAUUAUUGGUUUGGGAAGGAUUGGCUUAGCAAUUGCCAAAAGAGCUGAAGCAUUCAACUGUCCAAUAUCUUAUCACUCAAGAACAAAAAAGGAAGACUCCAAGUACAAGUACUACUCAAACCUUCUCGAGUUGGCCUCCAACUCUGAUAUUCUGAUCAUUGCUUGCGCGCUAACUAAAGAAACCCACCACAUCGUUAAUCGAGAAGUUAUCGAUGCAUUGGGUCCAAAAGGUGUUCUCAUCAACAUUGGGAGGGGUUCUCACGUCGAUGAACCUGAAUUAGUAGCUGCCCUGGUUGAAGGCCGAUUAGGCGGUGCAGGACUUGAUGUGUUUGAAAAUGAGCCUGAAGUCCCCCAAGAGCUGUUUGCACUCGAAAAUGUUGUCCUGGUGCCGCAUAUAGGAAGUGGAACCGUUGAAACUCGCAAAGAAAUGGCUGACCUUGUUCUUGGAAACCUGGAAUCUCACUUCUCCAAUAAACCUCUCUUAACUCCGGUGGUAUAGUUUUGUUAUUGAAACAAAUAUUAGCCUAAUGCUGUUGCCUGGAGAAUUCUAUGGCAUCCGCAUCCAGUAACCAUCAGACAAACACCUCGAGUGAACGAUUCAAUUCGAUGAUUACUACCUGGUGAUGUUCAUAAUUUGAAUCUUCUAAGAUUAUUGCUUUCAGCCCUUAUCUGUCGAUAUGAUAUGUGAUGAUAUCUGAAGAAACGUUAUUGGGCGCAAUGCUAUAUGUGAUAUUUGUUUGGCGAAGUUUUCUAUUACAAUUGUGUAUAAUCCAAAACUGAAAGGCAAAAUUGAAAACUCCUUAAUACUUUGAUUC
Messenger RNA from Cucumis melo (muskmelon), 2430 nucleotides. RefSeq lists its product as uncharacterized. Gene Ontology annotation, molecular function: NAD binding; glyoxylate reductase (NADPH) activity; hydroxypyruvate reductase [NAD(P)H] activity. Bases 99 to 2114 code for a protein of 671 amino acids. Lineage: Eukaryota; Viridiplantae; Streptophyta; Magnoliopsida; Cucurbitales; Cucurbitaceae. The transcript is spliced from 4 exons. Gene Ontology annotation, cellular component: cytosol. The record is from RefSeq and is a predicted model, not a curated record.